This is a messenger RNA of Epithele typhae, 699 nucleotides long. RefSeq lists its product as uncharacterized. Bases 1 to 699 code for a protein of 232 amino acids. Lineage: Eukaryota; Fungi; Basidiomycota; Agaricomycetes; Polyporales; Epitheliaceae. The transcript has 3 exons. The record is from RefSeq and is a predicted model, not a curated record.
AUGCGACUGCUUGCCUCCAUAGUAUACUCUCCACAUUCCUGGGCUGCGGCCAAACCUAUCCCCCGAACUCGCCUUCCUCAACCGUUCCGACAAAGUUCGUCUUCCACCCGCUACCUCCUCCGAACACCCGCCGCGUCUGCACACAGAGAAGUCCCAACUCCCAUCGUCUUCGUGUCAUCUAGCACCUGGGAUCCACCUUCGGCGAAAGGGAUGAGCACCGCAAGUAGUUGGUUCUCGCAGCGCGGGUUCACCUGUCUCGAACUCGACCUUGCGCGUCCCUCGGGAAACGUUUCGUCGCAAGAGCUGAUGAAACACUAUGAGAGUGAGGUGGCCUCGCAUAUCCGCCUUUUAUCCAUUCCAUUCGCCCCCGUCAUCAUCGCGCGCCGCGCCGGAGCCCUCAUCGCUCAGUCCUACAUCUCCUCAUAUCCCGCCACGGCCCUCCUUCUCAUUUCGCCUCCGCCUGCCGACGCCGUGUUGCCCAGGACGCUUCUGCCCACGCCCCUGCCGGAGUUCAACUUCGAGACCAAGUUCCCUUGUGCCGUCAUGUGCACCAAACAUGAACGACCCGCGCUCGAAGCGGCGAACAGGUUGUGGAAGGACCCCGGCGUGGACAAGAUAGUAGUGAAAGACGAUGAGGCAGUCAUGGGGCACGAAGGGUUGAUGGAAAUCGAGCAAUGGAUGGACGAGCUGGGGAUAUGA